AUGGGCAUGGAAACCUCACUGGGCCCAGUCGAGUAUGUUGUUGCGGGAAAUAAUCCAGGGGAGUGGCUCGAGGUGAAACGAGCCGUGCUAUUACAAUCGCCGGUCUUAAAGGGAUGGAUCGAGGACCCCACCACCUGUCCCUUCAGGAAAGACGGGGCGAUUCAUCUGGACGCCUGUGAACCCGAGGUGGUGAAGGAGGUGUUUUUCCAGAUGGAGAACGGUUACUUCGAGCGGCAACAUGGUGCGUUGACCUACGCCAGAAUUUACAAGCUUGCUCUGGCACUUGGCCUUAGCAUCCUAGGCCACGUGGCCCUGUUUGCUUUGAAAAGAUGCAGUUUCAGCGCGGAAACGUUUCUGGAUAUUGCCAUCAAAGCAGCCUCUGAUGGGCUCCAAGACGACCGCGACUUUCGAGAUUGGAUCACAGAGACUUUUAUCGAUCACCGUGGGGAGAUCAAGAGGUCCCAUGCCUUCUCCAUGGUCAUUACGCAAGGAAGUCAGAAUACACGCCUCUUGUACGAACUAUUAAUGACUUGUCUUGUGUCCGCGGAGAGGGAUAGAGACAUCAAUAGGCACGGAGAGAAAGGUCGGCUGUCCUUAUGA
This is a messenger RNA of Eremomyces bilateralis CBS 781.70, 600 nucleotides long. RefSeq lists its product as uncharacterized. The record is from RefSeq and is a predicted model, not a curated record. The transcript is spliced from 3 exons. NCBI's taxonomy places the organism in Eukaryota, Fungi, Ascomycota, Dothideomycetes, Eremomycetales, Eremomycetaceae. The coding region runs from base 1 to 600 and encodes 199 amino acids.